UAACGACGGCAGGGCUAGCGCCCGGUGGGAUUCUCACAAGGUCAACUCCGUCACCUGCCACAUGAGCGAGGAAGUUUUAUUCUAGAACUGCUGUUCACCUUCUUUCCCGCACCACCUCGCCUGUCGAUCAUCAACAGCACAGCAACAAUGACCGAGGAAAAGGCAGCAUCUCCAGCCCCCGAGGCGGCCACCAAGGCUCAAUCACCGCCACCUGCCGCUGAUUCGUCACCAACCCCAGAACCAGCCCAGCCAGAGCCUGCCCAUAUUCAAGCUGACGAUGAGGAGCCUGAUGAGACUGAUGUGGACUCGUCGUGGGGAGAGGACGCCGUCUCCUCGACUGCUAGCAUCUCUAGUUCCAUCUUGGACUACAGAAAAGAGAACGGGCGCACUUAUCACGCCUAUAGAGACGGAAAAUACCUGAUCCCCAAUGAUGAACAAGAAAACGAGCGUCUUGAUUUUCAACACCAUCUUUGGUAUCUGACUCUCGAUGGUCGGUUGGGAUUCGCUCCUCCCGCUCAUCCUGAAGCCAAAUUUGCUGGUCGGGUUCUCGAUGUUGGCACUGGUACAGGUAUCUGGGCUAUUGAUUUUGGUGAUGAGCAUCCAGAUGCUCAUGUUAUCGGCGUCGACCUCUCACCGAUUCAACCGAGCUUCACACCUCCCAAUGUCCACUUUCAAAUCGACGAUCUGGAGGACGAAUGGACCUUCUCACAGCCAUUUGACUACAUUCACGUUCGCGCCAUGUCCGGUUCAAUCAAGAACUGGUCUGCAUUUCUUGAAAGAUGCAUCGAGUAUGAACCCACCCAAAAUCUUUCUCAAUUGCUUCUGACAUGCGAAAAUAGAAACUUGAAGCCUGGCGGUUGGCUCGAAGUUCAAGAACCGGGCAGACCCAUUGCCGACGAUGACACAUUCCCCCCUGACUGUGCUCUCGCCAAAGCUACCGCUCUUUUUGCGGAAGGUCUCGCAGCAGCAGGCUCGCCGCUUCUUGACGUCUUCACUCUCAAGGACUUGUUCAACGGAGCCGGCUUUGUCAGCUACGAUGAAAAGCGGGCUUAUUGGCCCAGCAACCCUUGGCCCAAAGACAAGAAGCUCAAGGAGAUUGCCAUGUGGUCCAACACAAACCUCUCCGCCGGCGUUGAGGGUUUCUUGAUGGCGGUGGCGACACGCUUCUUGGGCUGGAGUCUGCCAGAAGUCACUGUUCUUUCUGCUCAAGCAAGAGCUGAUCUCAACGACAGAAGAAUCCAUGCCUAUUGGCCAGUCAUCUCUGCAUUUGCGCAAAAGCCCGAGUGAAAAACACGAGGAUGUUGCUUGCUUUUUGAAUACCCAUUAUGUACCUAAAUGCUACCAUGUAUCUAACGUCU
Messenger RNA from Podospora pseudopauciseta, 1358 nucleotides. RefSeq lists its product as uncharacterized. NCBI's taxonomy places the organism in Eukaryota, Fungi, Ascomycota, Sordariomycetes, Sordariales, Podosporaceae. The record is from RefSeq and is a predicted model, not a curated record. The transcript has 5 exons. The coding region runs from base 148 to 1287 and encodes 379 amino acids. Gene Ontology annotation, molecular function: methyltransferase activity.